Molecule: messenger RNA, 1698 nt
Organism: Drosophila subpulchrella
Lineage: Eukaryota; Metazoa; Arthropoda; Insecta; Diptera; Drosophilidae
Product: trichohyalin
Exons: 2
Coding region: 1-1698 (565 amino acids)
Source: RefSeq, a predicted model, not a curated record
AUGCAGUAUUGCUGGCUUCCACAGGAGAGACGAGAACCCGUUUUCCGAGAGAAGCCCCCAGUGGUCCUUUCAACCAGCCGAUUCCAACGCAUCCGGGCAAAUGCCACCCAGGCGGCCAAACAGGAGCAACUGCAUCAGCAGCAGCUGCGGAACGAGGCGGAGGAGAAACUUCGCAUUGGAGGCGAGGAGCUGCUCCGUAAAUUUGCCGGUCGGAAUCUGUGCAUCUCGCGGGAGGAGGAGUGCGCCCGGGAACUCAAGCAGAUGCAGGAUCAGCAUCUGGAGGCCAAGCGCCUGGCGGAGGAGGAGACCAAGGCCUCGCGGCUGGAGCACCAGAAAACCAGAAGAGAGCAAAUCGAGGCGGCCCAGAAACUCCUGGAGCAACUGCGUCCUGGUCCGCGGGAACUACAGUGCGCCCGUCUCCAAAGUGAAGUCAUGAGAAGCGUCAAUGUCCAGCGGGAGGUCCAAGCGGAAUUCGCCAAGGCAACCCGGCGGCAGGAGGAGCUGGACAGGAAGAUCUUUCAGGAGCAGGUGCUUCGUGGUUUUGAGGAGGCACAACUACGUCACAAGGAACAGUUCCAACAGCUGGCCGAGCACAAAAAGGAGCUACUGGCGUUGAUUGCGGAGAGGGAAAGAGAACGACAGGCCACCAAAGCCAAGGAGCUGGAGGAAGCUCUCCAGGAGCGGGAGCGAAACCACCGCAUGCUAAAGGACCAGCAGGACAAGGAGAAGGAUCUACAGGCCGCCAGACGGCUCCUAAAAAAGGAGGAGGCCCUGGCCUCCUUGGUCAUGUCCGAUCAGCGCCAGAAGCGCCUCCUGAUGCUCGAGGAAAUAGAGCAGGUUCAGUGCGAUGUCCACAACAAGGCCAAGGGCCAUCUGGAGCAGCUCAAACGGGACAGGGCCAAGGAGCGAGUGGAGCAGCGCAUCAAAAGGAAUGAGAAGCUGGCCAAGGAACUGGCUCCUCGCCUGCAUCACAGUGCUCGGGAGGAUGAGGAGCGCCACAAGCAGCAGUUGGAGGAGAUGCGAAAGGUCCACAGUGCCGAGCAGGCCAAAAGAAGGGAAUCCCGAGAGCAGGCCAAGAAUGCCCGUUUGGCUAUCCAGCGAGGGGAGGAGGAACUGGCCAGGAGGAUAAGAGAAAAAGCUGCAGAGGAUCGCAAGGAGGCAGAGAAGCUGCGUCUCCAAAACGAUCUCACCAAUGUUCAGUUUAUGCAACAGCAGAGGCAGGAGCACCUCCAACGCAUCAGGAAACUUCGCCGAGAUCUCGAUGAUCAGGUGAAGAAACGCAUCGAGGAGGAGACCCGACCAGGUACCAACUACAACCGGGAGGCCCAGUUGGAGGAGCUGCGCGAGGAUGCCUUCUUCUUCGACUAUGCCCGCCAGCUGAUGGACGAGGCCAAUGCCAAGGGAUGUCCUCUAAAACCAUUCAUCAGGGCUGUUGGCCAGUACAAAAACGAUAAUCGCAUAGGGGCUGAGAUACGAAUCCCUCGACAUAUGAUCACCAGAUUGCCCAUGGGUCGGAGAACCCAGGGAGAUAGCCCAGCGGAGGGCAAGGAAAAAUCUUUGAAGGAUCAGGAACCCAAUGCCAAUGAGCUUAGUAAGGAGGAAAAGCAGCUGAGGCAGAAAAUCCAGGAAAACCUUAAGAAAAUUGAAGAUUUGGUAUUGCAGGAAGGGGAGGCUAAAAAGAAUCCAAAAACUUCAUAA